AGCAAAAAUUCUGAGAAAACCGGAGCUCACCGGAGCCCUGGCAGGCUCAUCGGCGGCUGCGGACGCGGACGCACGCCGACGAAGACGUAGUAGCCCUCUGGAUUACCUGAGGCACAAGGCCCGUGAAGCUGCCCGUGAAGCUGCCUUGGCAGACACGGGCACCAGCGCGGCAUCUAAAAUGGGUAACAAUGCCGCGACCGCUAACAAGAAGGUCGACGCCGCCGAGAGCGUCAAGGAGUUCCUCGAUAAAGCGAAGAAGGAGUUCGAGGACAAGUGGAAGAAGAAUCCGACCAAUACCGCCGCCUUGGACGAUUUCGAACGUAUCAAGACCCUCGGCACCGGUUCGUUCGGUCGCGUGAUGAUCGUUCAGCACAAACCCACUAAAGAAUACUACGCCAUGAAGAUACUCGAUAAGCAAAAGGUCGUAAAGCUGAAACAGGUCGAGCAUACGCUCAACGAAAAGAGGAUACUGCAAGCUAUCAGUUUUCCAUUCCUCGUAUCGUUGCGUUUUCACUUCAAGGACAACUCUUACCUGUACAUGGUGCUGGAAUACGUGCCCGGUGGCGAGAUGUUCAGCCACCUGCGCAAGGUCGGCCGCUUCUCCGAGCCGCACUCGCGUUUCUACGCGGCUCAGAUCGUCCUCGCGUUCGAGUACCUGCACUACCUCGACCUCAUCUAUCGGGACCUGAAACCGGAGAAUCUGCUAAUCGACUCGCAGGGCUACCUCAAGGUCACCGAUUUCGGCUUCGCCAAGAGAGUGCAGGGACGAACGUGGACUCUGUGCGGCACGCCGGAGUAUCUGGCGCCCGAGAUCAUUCUCAGCAAGGGUUACAACAAGGCGGUGGACUGGUGGGCACUGGGCGUGCUGGUCUACGAGAUGGCCGCCGGCUAUCCACCAUUCUUCGCCGAUCAGCCGAUUCAGAUUUACGAGAAGAUCGUGAGCGGCAAGCCGCGCUUCCCAUCGCACUUCGGCUCCGACCUCAAGGAUCUACUGCGCAAUCUGCUGCAGGUCGACCUCACCAAGAGGUACGGCAACCUCAAGGCGGGCGUAAACGACAUCAAGGGCCACAAGUGGUUCGCCAGUACCGACUGGAUAGCCGUCUUCCAGAAGCGAAUAGAAGCGCCGUUCAUACCGCGCUGCAAGGGACCAGGCGACACCAGCAAUUUCGACGAUUACGAGGAGGAGACCUUGAGGAUCUCGCUGACGGAAAAGUGCGCCAAGGAAUUCGCCGAGUUUUGAACGCUGCGCCAGGUCGGCAAGUUGCUCGCAACCGGAGGUGGUGGAUACGCACGUCGUGUCGCGCCUCAUCGUCGGGCUGACGUGGCACGGCGCUCCUUCGUCAUCGUUCGCCGUCAUCGCCGUCAUCGCCGUCGUCACGUUGGUGAUUCGCUUUUUUUGCG
Molecule: messenger RNA, 1401 nt
Organism: Trachymyrmex septentrionalis
Lineage: Eukaryota; Metazoa; Arthropoda; Insecta; Hymenoptera; Formicidae
Gene: Pka-C1
Product: cAMP-dependent protein kinase catalytic subunit
Exons: 1
Coding region: 179-1240 (353 amino acids)
Biological process (GO): peptidyl-serine phosphorylation
Cellular component (GO): nucleus; cAMP-dependent protein kinase complex
Molecular function (GO): cAMP-dependent protein kinase activity; ATP binding
Source: RefSeq, a predicted model, not a curated record